Messenger RNA from Iphiclides podalirius (scarce swallowtail), 1920 nucleotides. Lineage: Eukaryota; Metazoa; Arthropoda; Insecta; Lepidoptera; Papilionidae. The record is from the annotation of a GenBank genome assembly.
AUGAUUAUUGCUGUGCAGACCCUGCUAUACUUCCGAGAGUCAUUGGUGACUGUUUUGGAACGUUUGAUUGGACCAUAUUAUAAGCGAUUUAGUUUUUCACUCAAAAAUAAAGACGAUAACUUGGAUGACGAUGACUCUGAAGAACAAGUAUUUGCUGAAUUUGAUGAUGAAAAGGGGGUUGUUUUCUUUCCACCGAUGUAUGCUCAACGGUAUGCUGCUGUUAAUGACUGUCUUUUGGAUGAAAGAUGGUGUGGCAAAUUAGAAAAGAUUGUUGACCUUGGUUAUCACGAUAUGAGCUUUAUCAAGUACUUAAAAGAAGUUCCUGGGGUAAAAUAUAUUUUGGGAGUAGAUAUUGAAACUGUGCCAUUACGUUGCUCCUCAGACCUUAUUUUCCAUGGAGAUUAUGCACCCAAGCGAGAGAACCCAUUACAAAUUACUCUAUUUCAAGGAAACGCAGCUGAUCCAGACUACAGGCUUGUUGGUUGUGAUGCUGUUGUAGCAAUAGAGAUGAUAGAGCACAUGCUGCCUCAUGAUUUAGAUAGGCUGGUUCAUAACAUUUUUGGUUUCAUUCAACCUCAUAUAGCUGUUAUCACUACACCCAAUGCUGAUUUCAAUAUCCUGUUCAAAGCUAUGGAGAAAAAUGGGCUAAGGAGAUGGGAUCAUUUGUUUGAAUGGACAAGGGAGCAGUUUAAUGAUUGGUGCAGCAAUAUUGUGAUUCGGUACCCAAAUUACACUGUUACCUGUAAGGGCAUUGGACCAGGUCCUCCUGGAACCUUACAUCAUGGCUGUUGUAGUCAGCUAGCACUUUUUGUUUCGAGGGAUUACCACAAGCAACAAGAUUUAACUAUUGAUAGCCUAGCUUUAGUAAAAAAUUGCCCCAAUGUAAGCAAUUUGAGUGACAUGGAAGAAAGUUGGGAAUGUGCAGAAGCUAUAAGUGAAAGUAAUAUGAUAUGCGGCCCAGCUAAGUUGAACUGUUCAACAUUGCAAGUGAAAAAGUUCUCCAAAGCAACACAAAACUUAAUGGCAAAGAAUAAACCUGACUCUAUUAUCCACACAAGGGAAGUAGUGGAUGAGAUUCAACAGUUGACGAAAAUGCUCAACUUUGACAAAAGCACCGUUGACCGCAAGGAAAACACAUGCAUUUGGAGUAAUAUAAAUUGGGGCGAUAAUGCUCCAUACUGGAACCAAUACUACAAGAUUGUCAGAGAUUACAAUUAUCCGUUUGAAACAAAAUCAGAUGAAACCCGGAUCAUAGAUCUGAUAUCAGAUGAAAUUAACCGACUGAUAGAUUCGCAGUGCACAGAUGAAGGCGUGUUUUGCACGGAUAAAUUGGAAAUACCUUUAGAUUAUCUUAUGGGCGUGGUCGAACAUAUUACAAGUGAUCAAAAUAAAGUGAAAGAUCUUCUUGAGUGGAACGGGUACAAAGUGGUUGAUAAUAUUGUUAUCCACUCGCGUUUGGUAAUUGAAAAUGUUUCUAUGGCAACACCUGAGAUCGAAUGGCAAGACAAUGACACCAUCUCAGAUUGGGAUGUGACUGAAAUACAUUCCACCUCUUACUCGAACGGAAGCGCAGUCUCGUCGCAGUUUUAUGGCAAAGGAUUGCAGCACGCCCUCGACUGUAAACUGCGUAAGUUGCGCACCCUGCUCACUGCCGACGAGGACAUCACGACGGAGCUGGACCGUGUGGUGUGUCGACUUAUGAAGCUAGCGCUGAAGACGAGCGGCGGCCGAGACACGCCGCCGCCCGCUUCCUGGCUGCAGUUUAAACUGUUGGAUCUUCUAACGUUAACCGAGAGGGCGAUAGAGAGGAGGAAGCGGCAUUAUUUCGAUAGGAAUCCAUUGACCGUUCAAUCGAAGGAUUUACAGGGACAGACAAUUGACAAGAUCCAGCUGCCAAAAGCAGAAGAUAGUAAAAAAGUG